AUGUAUGGAGUCCCUGUUGGAGUCAACUUUAAUAAUCAGUAAACUCAUAAAACAUAUUUUGGAGCUAUUAUUUCGUUUUUGGUUUUUAUUGCAUCAAGCUUAUCAUUUUACUAAACAGGACAAGAUCUCUUUUACAAAAAUAAUCCUUAGAUAAUUACUAGUGAAUAAUAUGUUCGCAACCCACAAAGAAUGAAUUUUGAUAAAAAGUAAUAAACCGUAAUGAUGGGCUUUAGCACAACAUAAAGCAAAUAUAUUUAUGAUCCUUCAAUAAUUUAAGUAAAUGCAACAUUAUCAACUGUUAAAAAUGUUUAUAAUGAAACUAGCUAAUCUUAUUACAAAUAAAAUUAAAAAAUUCCUUUAAGAAUUAGAGCUUGUAAAAUAUAAGAUAUUUAAGUUGAAAAAGUCAAAUCCUUUUUUAAUCUUCUACCAUUAAACUAAAUGUUUUGUUUUGAUGACAACUAAGAAGUUUUUAUAGAAGGGGAUUACUCUGGUGAUAUAUACACAAGAGUGGAUGUAGUAUUUAACUAAUGCGUUAACUCAACUCUCAAUAAUUCAGUUGUAUGCUAACCUUAAAAGCAAAUUGAUAUUGCCUUAUCAAAUAUUAGCUUUUUGGUUUACAUGAUAGACAAAAUAGUAGAUCCAAGUAAUUUCUAAAAUCCUUUCGAUUAUCAGGGAUUCAAUAUUUAAACAUAGGCAUCAAAUUAAAAUCCAAUUCAGUACACUAGUUAUUUUGAAAAUUACUACAUAGAAUCUGAUGUGGGUUUAAUUUAGAAGGAUGUUUAAAAGGAAAGAGAUUUCAUUUUUACUGGAACAGAUACUACUAUUAUGUACAAUAAUCCAAACCUUGUAAUGAAAUUUACUAUGAGACCAUAUAAAAAUAAGCAGAUCAUAAUGCAGAGAAAGUACAUGAAAUUUACUGAUUUAUUUGCUUAAUUAGGUGGUUUACUUAAAUUUCUAUCUAUGAUUGGAUUUGUUAUAUCUCAUCCCUUUGCUAAACUCCAUUUGAAUAAAGAAAUUAUAAACAGUGUAUUCGAUUUAGACUUUCUUUAAAGGAAUAAAACUGAUGAUAUCAAAGAUAAUGAUUGCGAUGAUAAAAAUAGUAAUUAAAAGAAUUUAAUUUCUUUAAACUAAUAAACUAUGUUAAAUUUAUAAAAUGGUAAAAAUUAAGACUAAAUUUUGAAGUUUGAAGAUAUGGAUAAGAUUUCAAGUAUAUAAGAUAAAAAACCAUAGCUGAAUGCAUAAACUAGUAAAAACCAAUAUGGAUUUUCAUUAAUAAAUGAGAGAUCAAACAUACGUUGUGAAGAAUCUCCAAAUUUUAAUCUAAGAGCAUCUAGAUUUACUUAAUAAUCAAUCUAGAGUUCUCCAUAUAGAAAAAAUUCUAUAGCAAAUAAGAUAUUUAGUUAAUUAAAGGCUGAUAGAAUAAUUUAAAAGCAAAGAAGCAAAUCUUUUAUCUAAUUAGAAAGCCAAAAUCAGUCAAUUUGCUAAUAAGCUGCUGCUGAAUAAGCAUAGUUCUUAGAAUAAAUUCUUAAAAAUAUCUAAAAAUUAUUAAAUCCUAUUAGAAAUAUUAUCAAGUUAUCUCCAUUUUAAUAUAUUUCUUACUUCUUCUUUAGAUACUCCAGCAAAUAAAAAGUAAACAAAGCAUUGAUAGAAGAAGGUAUAAGAAAGGUUUAAAGCAGAUUAGAUAUUUAACACAUCUUACAUAAGCUUCAAGAGAUAGAAAAGUUAAAGCAAAUAGUUCUGAACGAAGAUUAAAUUAAGCUAUUCGAAAUUUUACCCAGACCCAUAUUAAGUAGCAGUCAGACUCCUAAAUAAAAUUAAUAGUAGAAUUAAUUCUACAACACUGAAAAAAAAUCAUAUGAAGAAAAAGUAGACGACGCUUAUAAUAGCUUAAUAAAUAUAUUAAACAAAACAAAAAAAUCACAAAGGGAUAUCUAAUUAAUAUAAUUGUUAGACAGUAACAUAUACAAAAUUAUAUAAUAAUCAGAACUAGGGCAAGAAAAGAACUCCAUUUUGAAAGAAGAUUUCAGCAAAUUCUACCAAAAUUAUGAACAAUUAGAAAACAAGAGUUAAAUGAAUAUAAAUAUGUUUCCAAUAUGCAAAGAACUAAAUUUAUAAAAAUUUGAAAGCUAAAAAGAAGAUCUAGAGCAGAAUUCAUACAAAACAGAACAUUCUGAUGAAGCUGGAAUUUAAACAGAUAUUUACUUUAAUUUUCCUCAUUAAUACAAAAAAAAAUCACUAAACAAUUCUUGA
This is a messenger RNA of Tetrahymena thermophila SB210, 2250 nucleotides long. RefSeq names its product zinc knuckle protein, putative. The record is from RefSeq and is a predicted model, not a curated record. Gene Ontology annotation, biological process: reciprocal meiotic recombination. The transcript has a single exon. Gene Ontology annotation, molecular function: double-stranded DNA binding. NCBI's taxonomy places the organism in Eukaryota, Ciliophora, Oligohymenophorea, Hymenostomatida, Tetrahymenidae. Gene Ontology annotation, cellular component: nucleus.